AAGAAAACCCCUUGUUGCAGUGGGGGGCUGGCCACUGACAGAAGCUCCAUCCACGCUGACUGAUGCUCAGCAGCCCCCGAUCGACCGUCUACAUUCCCACUGUACGACCCUUUUUACGCGCAAAAACCAAAAUGAGAGGCUUGACUCCUGCGGCGACGCUGCUGUGGCUGAUGACAAUACCGUGCGCGCAGGCGAUCCACGGAUUAUACAAUUUCGGCCAGCACGAGUUGUUCCACAAGAAGAACCACUGCAAGCCGAUCCCCGCCAACCUGCUCCUGUGCCACGACAUCGAGUACGCGGAGAUGCGCCUGCCCAACCUGCUCGGACACGAGACCAUGAGCGAGGUUCUGCAGCAAGCCUCGUCCUGGAUCCCGCUGGUGCAGAAGCAGUGUCACCCGGACACCAGGAAGUUCCUGUGCUCCCUGUUCGCGCCCGUGUGCCUGGACGACCUGGACGAGCCCAUACAGCCGUGCAGGUCCCUGUGCGAGAGCGUCAAGCGCGGCUGCGCGCCCGUGAUGUCCGCGUUCGGCUUCCCGUGGCCGAAGAUGCUGGACUGCGAGCGGUUCCCGUUGGACAACGACCUGUGCAUCCCGCCCGCCGGCGUCGACAACGCGGUGCCAGCCACUAAAGAAGUGCCCAGAGUGUGUGACGCCUGCAAGGAGACGGAUGAAAAUGACAACGAAAUUGUGGACAACCUGUGUAAGAAUGACUUUGCCCUGAAGAUCAAGGUCAAGGAGAUCUCCUACAUCAACGGCGACACCAAGAUAGUGCCGGAGACCAAGAGCAAGACCAUCUACAAGCUGAACGGCGUGACGGAGCACGACCUGAGGAAGACGGUGCUGUGGCUGAGGGACGGCCUGCAGUGCAUCUGCGAGGAGAUGAACGACAUCAACGCCGCCUACCUGGUCAUGGGCCAGAAGUUGGACGGCCACCUGGUCAUCACCUCGCUGAAGCGCUGGCAGAAGGGCCAGCGCGAGUUCAAGAGGAUUUCCCGCAGCAUCCGCAAGCUGCAGUGUUAGGAAGGAAGGAAGGAGGGGGGAAGAGAAGAGAAAAAACUGUAUGUGUUACUGUUGAAGACGAAGUUCAGUUGAGCUCUUUCCCCCCCCCGUUCACAUUUUCAUGAUUGGUUUGCGCUCAAAUAUUAAUAUGCAACAAAGGGGUUUCCAAAGACAACAUCCUUCCACCUGUCACCCUCGGUUUAUCAUUUAAACAGGUUUGAUAAAAUAGACACGGGGCAAAUAUAAGUAGAGCCCGACCGAUACGGAUUUUUGGGGGCCGAUGCCGAUAUCGAUAUAUGGGAGUACAAGAUCCCCGAUACAGAUACAUCAGCCAAAAUAUAUAUAUAGAGAUUUUUUUUUAAUCGGUCAAUGAUUCCUAAAAUGUCAUUAUCAAACCUUUGUGACGAAGACAUGUGAUUGAGGCUUGAUGCUUUUGUUUAACCAUGAACUUUACCACAAAUAACUAUAAAUUGAUAUUUCAAUUACAACCAAAUACACAGAAGUUAUAACCAACAUUGAAAGGCUCAAAUCAGUUGGCCGAUAACAUCGGUCGGGGCUCUGCAUAUAAGACUGCAUGGCUAAAAUAACUUUGUUUGAUCCUAUAAUCUUAAGGAUUUUUCUGGAAGGUUGCCUUGCACACCAGUAGAUGUAAUGAAGCUUCACAUUAAUCCAUAAGGCCAAAAUAUUGACCUUAUGUUUCCAAAUACCCCCCCCCCCCCACCCACCCACCCAAUUGUACCCGGUGCAGACGCAAAGGUUAGUAAAUAUAGAAAUAGAAAUUGAGAUUUUUGUGGCUUUCAUCCAACGUCUCACUGAGCCCCUCCCUCCCUCCCUCCCUCCAUCCCUCCCUCCCUCCAUCCCUCCGAGGAGCCGUCUUCGCUGUCACCUCAUUAAUUGCAGUUAAUUGCCCCUCAGCCCUGGUGUCCCUGAUGCAGAGGAAUCUGUAAUUGCAUGUGAAAUCUUUUUCUUUCUUUUCUUUUUUUUUUUUUUUUUUUACUAUCCAGCAUUUAAAAAAAGAAAAAAAUGACUCUAAUAACCAGUGGCAGAUGUGGGCCUACUGCUAAGUCCUGCAGAUGGGGGUGAGUUUAUCAUUCUUAAAAACAAUAUUUUUCCUUCUCCUCUCCAGGAAACAAAAAAUGUUUUUCUGCCUCCUGUGAGGAGGGAGGCCACAAACAGGGUCAGAUGAUCCACAGCAGGAAUUGUUCAAAAGUCCUAUUAAAAAAGAGAACAACUUGUAUUCCCACGAGUCCAAGGCCUCGACUGCUCGAGGCGGGACUCCACGAUUAAAAUUCUAUAUUUCUAAAUUACGUAUAUGCAUCCCAUGAAAACUAAUUUCUAGUUGUCCAAUUACAAAAAAUGUCAUUUUGUGAGGCGCACGCUGAGUGCAGCUGUGAUCCCCAAUAUCCAAUAACACAAAACCUUUGUGUUUUUUUAUAUUCCUACCAUUUUCUCAAGUAAAACAUGAGAGAUAGCUGGCUAUAUUCUCUUCCUGUUCAACUUUUUAAUAUUCUUGGCAAACCCUUUUUUUGUACUUGAGCCAGUGCAUACUUUUCUACGGCAAUAUGAUAACUGAUAUUUUUCUACGGCAGACUUUCACUUGUCAUUUAAACUUUUUAUGUAAAGUUUGGUUUGCAUCUUCAUCCCGUUGUUUGAGUAGCAAGAUGAAUAUCGGAGUUUUUGGUUGGCGGCGUUGAUUUGAUGAGCAGUGAUUUGGUUUGGCGCAGAUAACCAUGAUGUGGUGUGUGUGUGUGCAAUGUAAAGAAAAAAUUGUUUUUCCUUUUUGAAAAUAUAAGCGUGUAAAUAUCUAAUACAGUCCAUUCUAUUCUUCUACAAUGUUUCUGGCUAUUAAAAGCUGCCAACAUGGUUUUAAAAUCGCCCACGAACCGAGUGAUGUGUUUAUAAGAAAUAACAAAGUUCGGAAACCGAUAUAGUCAUGAAUAAAAGGGGAUUACAAAAAUAAUCCUAAUAAUCCACGGGGAUAAACAGCGGAAUAAAAAUCUGCACAAUGAAUUAUUGAUCAAACACCGCCAUCUUGUGGACGUCGGUUGUAAAACUCGCUCUUCAUUUGGAUGCUUUAAGAGGAAUGUGGCCGCCAAGUGUAUGAACUUCAGAUCUGAAUUUACAAUUUGUUUUUCCUAUGAAAUAUUUGCACCAUCUUGUUAAACAAUUGAGGGCUGUAAUGCUACAAAAUAAGAAUCAUACAGUUGUGUUAAAUGUGGGCCUUUAAUGUUUGUAUACAUUUACUUUCAUAUCGCGUUUUCUAUGUGUUGACCAUGUGGCACCUGUUUUGUUUUUGUUCCUGAUACUCAUUUGUUGGUUUUUUCAUAACUUGAUUACUGUGGGGAAGUUCUCGUACCGCUCACAAACUGUGGCUUUGAGUUGAGGCCCGAGGCUUAAAAGAUAUUCCACGUAUUGUCUAUUGGCGCGUAAACUUUUCGGGAGUUUGAAUUCUUGCCUUGUAUUUUGAAACGGAUGAAUGAUCUCUCUGUAACUUUUAUUUUGACAAGUGUCAUAUUAAAAUAACUCUUACUUACCCACCAAAA
Messenger RNA from Scophthalmus maximus (turbot), 3541 nucleotides. RefSeq names its product secreted frizzled-related protein 2 (gene sfrp2). The transcript is spliced from 3 exons. NCBI's taxonomy places the organism in Eukaryota, Metazoa, Chordata, Actinopteri, Pleuronectiformes, Scophthalmidae. The coding region runs from base 63 to 1019 and encodes 318 amino acids. Gene Ontology annotation, biological process: non-canonical Wnt signaling pathway; negative regulation of canonical Wnt signaling pathway; canonical Wnt signaling pathway. The record is from RefSeq and is a predicted model, not a curated record. Gene Ontology annotation, molecular function: Wnt-protein binding.